Messenger RNA from Rhizopus microsporus ATCC 52813, 917 nucleotides. RefSeq lists its product as uncharacterized. Gene Ontology annotation, cellular component: RNA polymerase II transcription regulator complex. Gene Ontology annotation, biological process: positive regulation of transcription by RNA polymerase II. The coding region runs from base 192 to 917 and encodes 241 amino acids. The record is from RefSeq and is a predicted model, not a curated record. The transcript has 5 exons. Gene Ontology annotation, molecular function: DNA-binding transcription factor activity; protein dimerization activity. NCBI's taxonomy places the organism in Eukaryota, Fungi, Mucoromycota, Mucoromycetes, Mucorales, Rhizopodaceae.
CGACGCUUCUUGCCUUCUUUCUUUCUUUCCAAAAAUAUUUAAUAUGAUUGGACACAUCAGACCAUAUUUAACAUCCAUCAUCUGUGCGCUACUUUUUACUUUUUUUUCUCUCUCUUCUUUAUAAACGCAAUCUUUUUUUUUUCUUCUUUUAUUUUCCUCUUUACUUUUUUUUUUUUUUCUUCUUUCGAUAAAUGAAUUCUAUUCAAUCUGUUUAUCAUUCAUCAUUUGAUCAUCCUUCGUUAGCCAAUGACGAAUGGAUCAAUCAUUAUCAACAAAAGGAACUUGAAAGGCUUCGUCAAGUUCAACAUCAAGCCGCCUUACAGCAACAAAGAGCUUUGAUGCAUCAACAAAUGCUCUAUUAUCAUCAUCAACAACAACAACAACAACAGCCACAGCCACAACAGCAACCUGCAUACAUUCAUGAUUAUUAUUAUUAUCCUCAACAACAUUACAUGUCUUCUCCCCCAUUUGGUUUGGAAGGGAGCCCAAACAUGGCAGAAAAAGCUCAAAAGAGAGCUGAACACAAUGCCAUUGAACGUCAACGACGUGAGGUUUUGAACACCAAAUUUCAACAACUUGCUCUUUCUUUACCCAACCUUCAGCAUGAUCGUCGUCCUUCAAAAGGAACGAUCAUUGAGCGUACACUUGAAUAUGUCAAACAAACUGUUCAAAAGGAACAGGAAUUUAAAUACCAAAUUGAUCAGCUACGUAAAGCCAACAGAACCUUAUUUUUACAAAUGGCGUCUUUAAGUGAUGACGAUCUUGAAGAUGACGAUGAGCAAAUCUCAAACACACCUGAAGGUGACUGUGACGAUACGUUUAGUUGCAAGUCCUCUAUUACUUCUUCACCUACUUUAUCUGAUUUACCCAUCUUGAUGACAACAGAUUUUCAAAAUAAUAAUCAUUUGAUCGUUUAA